AUGGCCUCAGAUCCGCCAGAGGAGGCGUUGCACUUCCGCGGCAAGACGCUGACGCCAGAGAGCCCGCGUCCGCUGCACAUCGCAGAGCCGUCGAAUAUACCCCUCCUCCAGAACCAGAUGGACGCAGCGUACCAUGAUACGUCGGCCUUUGAGAGCAUCCCAGACGUCAAGGAGCACACGUUGAACCCGGCGCUGGUUGUGCAGGGACUACAGCCGGUAGAUGAGUUCUCGACGCAGGCAUACUCGCUGCUGCAGAGCGGGCUGGAGCAGAUGAAGACGUCGAGUGGCGCUGCUGGACCAAGUGCUAUCACAGGUAGUUUCCCUGGAUCUAAUACUAAAGCGGAGGGCAUAAUAUCAGAGAAUGAAUCGAUCUUCACUUCUACUACUCGUGACGAGAUUUUGACUAGUUCACUUUCAUCUCCAGUGCCUGACCCUAAUCCUGAUCCCGCUUCCCAUAUCAAUAUCAAUACCGCCGCCCCAGCAGAGGAGGAUUCUUCAGCAGCCGCCCAACUUGGCUCUAACCAUGUUAUAGGUCGUUCCGAUGCUCUCGAUUUGUAUCAAGCCGCUUCUGGUCCUGCCCUUCCUUCGUAUGACUAUCAACAGCCCCAGUUGUGCACAGAACCUGAAGCUAUUGGUUAUUCCCUGGGAGUAGGGGCUGCUACUACAGCACACAAUUCAGGUGAUAUAAAUCCUGAUAUCUCUCAGACUUCUCCUCUCAAUACUGCUGUCACCUAUCGGAGCUUGCUUGAAAGCAAUGCGCCCUCAUCUUUUACCACCACCACCACUGCAGCCCAUCCCGCAGAGCCCAUAAACCAGGUGCCCACUCAUAACCUUGGUGAUAUCCCUUCCAUCCCUGACCUGUCCCUGCCUUACCCAUCUACACUCCCUCCUCGCCCACCAGUCCAUAACUACGAAGCCAUUCCACCCAGCCAGACAGACACAGGUAGUGGUCAUCUAUUUGAAUCAUCAUAUAACCCGUCCUCUAAAGAGACCUCACAAGAUGGUCAAAGUAAUAGUCACCCCCAGAGUGGCUAUCCGCCGGUCAUGAAUACAACCAUGUCAGCAGCUCCCCCAGCUACUGCAGCAUCUCAACAGGCGCCAUCAAAGUCUCAUUCUAGAAAGGUAUCUGGCAGUUCACGGAAGCGUGAUAGCUAUGAUGAGAAUAUCGAGUCCAAAAGAGGUGACCAACAGGAUGAUACCCCCUGGGGCCCGGAAAUUCAGAAAAAGUAUGACGACUUUCUCCGUGAUGAACGAGUGUACGUUACCGAGGCGCAUUGGGAUCGAUUCCCCGUCGGAUCGCGACUAUUCAUCGGUAACCUUCCCACCGAAAGGGUGACGAAACGGGAUUUAUUCCAUCUCUUCCAUAUGCAUGGCAAACUAGCUCAAAUAUCGAUCAAACAAGCCUAUGGCUUUAUUCAAUUUCUGGAGCUUGACUCGUGCCGCAAAGCACUACAAGCUCAGCAGGGAGCUACUAUCUUGAAAUAUCGAAGCCACAACGAAGCGCUCGCAACUCUGGCCCAGCCGAACCUGGAGGACGUAAUCUGCGAAGGUCAAGGUCACCGGAAUAUGAGAGAAACAGAGAACCAGCUCGUGGCGGUCGCUCUGCAGCCGACCGAGAAAAAGACCAGCAUCGGUACCGUGACAGAGCCUCUCGAUCCCCCUCUCCCCGUGGCCCACGUCGAGAUUCGUAUCACGCCCGGGAACGAAGCUUUGACCGAUAUGACCGCCGUGAUAGGCGACGGUCGAGGUCGCCCCGUCCACGGAAUGCGCGCCACCGUAGUCCUAGCCCAAGGGACAAAGGGUAUGACAGCGAAUCUGACCUACCAAUCCCAAGAAGGGAUCCGCGUAACGUCCCUGAGGUCCAGGUCAUUGUUCUGGAAAAUGCAGAUAAUGAAUUCGUUUAUCGCGUUGAGAACGCUUUCCGGGACCGCGGCCUCCGAUGUGAUGUAUUAA
This is a messenger RNA of Arthroderma uncinatum, 1953 nucleotides long. RefSeq lists its product as uncharacterized. Bases 1 to 1953 code for a protein of 650 amino acids. NCBI's taxonomy places the organism in Eukaryota, Fungi, Ascomycota, Eurotiomycetes, Onygenales, Arthrodermataceae. Gene Ontology annotation, molecular function: RNA binding. The transcript has 5 exons. The record is from RefSeq and is a predicted model, not a curated record.